AUGGGAGGGGCGCGCCCGCUGCUCGCGACGAAGAGCACAUGCGGCUCCGCGGACGUGUGCGCCGUCGCCGUCGUGCAGCGCGUCCCCACGGGGACCAAGGAGGCCUGGGUGUCACGCAAGGAGCUCCGGGAGCACGUGCGCGCGGAGGGCAUCCCCGUCUCGUACGCCGACAACUUCCUCGCCGUGAUGAGCAGCGUGCACGCGCUCGACUACAGCCGCGAGGGCGGCAUCCGAUACCGCUGCCCGCUGGAGAAGCGCAUGCGCGUUCAGCAGGCGACGGACUGGAUGCGCAGCCGCGAGGCCGCGAUUCAGCGCGCGUUCGCUGGCGCGGACGCGGACCGCGACGGUCGGCUGUCACCGCAGCAGGCGCGCGUGGGACUGGGCAGCGUGGUGUUCACGUGCCCGGACACGGGGUGCUCGUUCCACCCGCGGAGGAAUUGCAAGGCGCUGCGCGCGGCGCUGGACCGCGCGGGCCCGUCCAUCGACAUGGAGGGGUUCCGCACUCUGUUUUUGUCGAUUCCCCUUGCACAGAUGGACUGCAGUCUCUAUCUGUCACUCGGGGACUCGUCGCACUGCGACACGGGCGGCUGCCUGGUCCGCGGCCACGCGCACAAGGUCUCCGAGGCCCGCGUCUCGAAGGCGGCGUCGCCGUGGGGGCACCUCGUGGCGGGGGCGGCGGCGGGCGCGGUGUCGCGCACGCUCACCGCGCCGCUGGAGACGAUCCGGCUGAUGAGCAUGACGGGCAGCGUGGUCGCGGGGCGCACGCUCGCCGCGCAGGUCCGGCACGUGGUCGGCGCGUCGGGGGUGCGCGGGCUGUUCAGCGGGAACGGCGCCAACGUGAUGCGCACCGCGCCGCAGAAGGCGCUGGACUUCUUCGUGUUCGACGCGGCGCUGCGGGCGCUCGUGCGCGCCGGCGGGCGCAGCGAGACGGCCGCGCCGAACACAGCGCAGAUCCUGGGAGCAGCGGCGGCGGCGGGCGCGGCGUCCCACACCGUGCUGUACCCGCUCGAGGUGAUCCGCACGCGGCUGACGUGCGGCGACGCGGCGCUCCGCGCGGGCGGCAUCGCGGGCGUCGCGCGGGACAUCGUCGCCCGGGAGGGGGUCUCUGGGUUGUACCGCGGACUCGGUCCGUCCGUCCUGGCCAUCAUACCGGAGGCAGCCAUCACGUACGGGCUGUACGACCUGCUCAAGCGGUACCACACGCAGCAGACGGGGUCCGUGGACGUCCCGGUGUCGCGGUCGAUCGCGUUUGGCGUCGCGAGUGCCUUUGCGGGGCAGCUCGUCGCGUACCCGCUGGAGCUGGUCGCGCGCCGCAUGCAGCUGUACGGGUCGCACGCGACGGUGGCGGCGGGAGGGACGCGCGCGAUCGGGCGCGCGACGGCGGCGGCGGGCGCCCGGGGGAUGCUCGCGACCAUGGCGGCCAUCGUCGCCGCCGACGGCUUCGGCGCGCUGUACGGCGGCAUCGGGGCCGCGACGCUGCGCGUGGCUCCGAUGGCGAUGCUCAGUUUCGGGGCGUACGAGAUUGUCAAGGGUUGGAUGGUGGAGCUGGAACGUACCACGGCGCGGUGGGGUGCCGAGGUGACCGACGGCGUAUGA
Molecule: messenger RNA, 1596 nt
Organism: Pedinophyceae sp. YPF-701
Lineage: Eukaryota; Viridiplantae; Chlorophyta; Pedinophyceae
Source: the annotation of a GenBank genome assembly